Molecule: messenger RNA, 614 nt
Organism: Medicago truncatula (barrel medic)
Lineage: Eukaryota; Viridiplantae; Streptophyta; Magnoliopsida; Fabales; Fabaceae
Exons: 3
Coding region: 68-463 (131 amino acids)
Biological process (GO): photosynthesis
Cellular component (GO): photosystem I
Source: RefSeq, a predicted model, not a curated record
ACUAGGCUACCACAUGUUCAUUAUCCUUUAGGAUAAGCUAUUAAGCAAACUAAAAAGAGAAGAGGCGAUGAGUUCUAUAGGGCAAACCAUGUUAAUGGCACUAACAGUUACGGUAAACAAGUAUGCAUCAUCCAAUGUACAAGCAGUUCAUAAUAGAAAACAAGCAAACCCAACUUUGAGAAGCACCAACUUGGAAUUUGGAAGGAGAGGACUCGUCUUAUCCACUGUUAUCGCCGCAACCGCAACUCAAGACCCUGAGUCAAGGACAUUGCUUCUUCAAAAAUAUUUGAAGAAAACAGAGGAAAACAAGGAGAAAAAUGACAAAGAGAGGGUUGAUAGUUAUUACAAGCGUAAUUACAAGGAUUACUUUGAGUUCGUAGAAGGGGGUUUGCAAGGAAAGGAGGAGGGGAAGCUUUCAGAAGCAGAAAAGGGUAUCCUUGAUUGGCUUAAAGCUAACAAGUGAUCAUAUAUUUAUUGUUUUUUUUCUCAAUUACUAGUGUAGCUAGCUCCAAUCACCACCUUAGCUUGUAAAUUUUGAUUUUCUGUUGGAAAAUUUGGAUAUGGUACAGUUUCUUUCUUGCAAGGUUUUGAAUGAAAUUUGCUAGAUUACCGAA